GAAGAUGUGGUAUCUAUCAAUUGGUUGCCCAUUUUCUUGAACCGCUUUUGAGUCCUCUCUGUGGGUGGUUAAACAAACUCAAUGCGGGUUACCUGUGCCGUCUAUCUUCUCCUGCCCGACUAGAGAAAGAUCACCUCAGCAUCAAUGGUUAUGGUAUUGUUAAAAACUCAAUUCUUUAUUUAUUCGUCUUGAGACAACUGGCCGGUACAAAGUUUAAGUGAUUGGAGAGACACAAUGGCAGGAUAAAUGUAGUAGUAUUGUUUCAUAGAGAUCCUGUUGAGUGGUACAAGGUAGUCCGUUUGGGAAUUCUUUCCAAGCUUGGUUAUGACUGCUCAGCAAAUCUGUCCUGUACCUUGUUGAAGUUGAAGGGAUUAAGAGAGAUGGUGGAUUCUUUCAGAUGUGGUCUUCAAGUUCCAUGGAAAUCAUGUUGACUGGUAUUUUCUAGUGUAUUCCUUUGCAAGGGACAUUAGUCCUCUUGGACAUGGAGAAGCGAUUAGAGAAAGUGGGACUCUAGUAGUCUUGUUCCAUGGUCGUCAUGUUAGAGUGGUACAGGUUGCAGACAACUUCUCCAGUGCUAUUUUAUCUUCGUUGAACACAACCAGCCAUAACUUGCUUCCUUGGAAUUGCAGUGAUCUCAGACACAGGUUGUGACGCAACAUCACUAAGCUGCAAUAAAUAGAAACCACGUUGGGUGCCUUUUCAGGACUGAUUAUCGGUCUUCUAGGAAGCAUAUGAUUACUCUCUUGAAGUUUAGUGGUGAUUGGAGCCAUAAGGCCUGCUGUGAUAUCUUAUAUUCAGGUUUCAAAGAAAUAUAACUAGGGCUAUCGUUUGGACUCCUUUCCAGAAGGAUGCAGGAACAACGCAGUUUAAGGUGGUUAAGAGCGAUUCAGAAGCAUUUCAGAAGCUUCCUGAGGUGAAACUGGACUUGUCUCACGAAUGUAGCUUGUUGAAUAUUCUAGAAUGCUUUCUUGAUUGGUAUUGAUCCGGCUAGCUAUGAUGUGGAGUCAAGCAUGUUCUGGCUCAGGUUUUCUAAUACCUUCUGGCUUUCUCUCUACAUCUGGGGGUAUGUUCGCGAAUAUGCUUCUUGUCAUGAUGGCUACUACAACAAUAUUCAUUACCUCUGAAGAAUUCAAGCUUUUUCACAACAUAGACAGGAGGCUCUACACCCACCUCACAAAAGACCUCUAUCGUGACCCUGUGGAAUCCAUGCGCGUUAUGGCCUUGUGGCUCUGGUUGGAGCGAUCUAGCUGCUUCACCAGGAUCAUCAAAAGGAUUCUGUCCCUACCCCUCAUUCUCAUAAAUGAACUUGCUGAUGAGGCAGUCACAUGCCUCAAUUGUCUCACUGCAAACCCCUUCCUUAUCUUGUCUGACUCAAACGAUAUCCCCCUCACCCAAAACCUGAUGAGCAAUGAAAUCACUCUCCAAUACUUCCAUGAAAACCGCCUCACUGCAAUUCAAGGCAUUACAAAGACGAUAACCGAAGUUUGUGUUAGGGCUUUGUCAGACAUUAUGCAUGAAGCCAUGGAGAGAAAUUCUGCCCAGAAUUUGGCUGAAACACAGAUGCUCGUGUCAAGCCUGGUUCAACCGGGGUUCGAUCGCUUGAGAAUUGGCGAAUUUGAGAUAAGGGCUAAACCACCACACGAGGUGACAGUGGUCCACCCGGAUGAUAGGACCAUGUUUGUCACCUUUUCCAAGGGUUAUCCUGUGGGUGAAAGGGAGAUCAGGGAGUUCUUCACUCAGAUCUAUGGGGAUUGCAUUGAGUCUCUCUACAUGCAAGAAGUGCAAGUGGGCGAACAGUCCUUGUUCAGUAGAAUUGUGUUCUAUUCCCCCUCCUUCAUCGAUCUGAUCCUCAAAGGCGAGGGGAAAGUCAAGUUCACUAUCAAUGGGAAGCACGUGUGGAUGCGAAAGUUUGUACCCAAACACCGUGCCCUGCUACCCCCUCCGCUGCUGCUGCGACCUGGUGUGAUAGGCAGUUCCUAUCCUCGGAGUGCGUAACGUUAUAUGGUUUCAUAAAUGUCCUCUGUUUGUAGCUGAAGUACUAAUGUUCCCAUUUUGAAAACUAUGGAAGUCCAUGGCUAGGACUCUAUGUUGUAGCAGGGAUGGGACUAUCAAAAAAAUAAGAAGAUCUAGAUGAACUUGUUAUAUGAAUUUUAAUGUUGAAGUUGUACUAAUGUUCAGUAGUGUGCGCCUUAUGUUUUUUUCUACUAA
This is a messenger RNA of Rhododendron vialii, 2208 nucleotides long. RefSeq lists its product as uncharacterized. The record is from RefSeq and is a predicted model, not a curated record. The transcript has 2 exons. NCBI's taxonomy places the organism in Eukaryota, Viridiplantae, Streptophyta, Magnoliopsida, Ericales, Ericaceae. Bases 994 to 1995 code for a protein of 333 amino acids.